AUGGCGAGCGGAGGUCAUAGAGCCGAUGGCGACGUUGCUGAAGAACAUGAAGAGAGUGAGCCUGACCGUGAGAGACCACGGCCUGAGGCUUUGGAUGGUAGGAACGAUGAUGAGCAGGGUGAGAGCGAGCACUGGGGCGGAUGGUCGCAUGAGACUCCGGGGACUUGGUGGGGCAACCGUCACUAUGGUGGUUGGUGGAGCUGGCAUUGGGAUGACUGGCGCCACGACUGGGAGCCGAGGCGAGAUGAGAAGGUGGCCCGGGUUGAAGAAACUACUUGGGCGAUGGAUGGCCGCUGGGUUGGAGGCAGUAGCACCCCAGCGGGUGAAUCAUGGCGGACCGGAGACGAUGGUGCUUCGGGCAAGCCGACGGAGAAGAUGGUGGUCGCCGAGUUCGAUGGCGAUGGUGGCGAAAAUGAGCUGGGCACCACCGCACGCUCAUACCUGAGGAAAGUUGGGGCAUGCCUGCGGUGCACCAAGCUCCCUGAGCGCGAGCGUGGCUUGGCGCUCUACACCCACCUCAAGGGCCGGGCUUGGGUCUUUGCGGAGGAGCUGGACUUGGAUCGGCUCGGGGCCAUUGGAGGUGCUGAGUACUACUUGGGGUGGGUCAGAAUCCGCUUCAUGGAGAUGGAGGUGAACAAAGUGGCAUCGGUCAUGACGGAGCUCUUCAAGAAAUGCCGCCGCAAGCCAGAGCAGGCGGUGAGGGACUUCAACAUGGAAUUUGAGCGUUUGCUGUUGCGCCUUGGAGAGCUGAAUUGCGAAUUGCCAGCUCUUGUCAAAGCUUGGCUCUACCUCGACGAGAGCGACGAGGCACUCUUGGCCUCUGUGAACAACCAGUACGACCUGCGUUGCCCACAACAGGCGGCAAUCAUCCAUGAUCGUGGAGUUGCACGACGAUCGUGGGAACGCCCUGGCAAUGGGGGGCGUUGGAAGCAGCAAUCAGUGCAUGUGACGGCUGCUGGAGAUGAUGCCUGGAGCGAUGAGCACGACGGAGACGCUGGUGGUGCAUUGGACGACCAUGAAGAAUCCGAUGCGGAGUUGGUGGAGGAAGAUGUGGCGUCUGGACUCCACAGUGCAUUCAUGGCGUUCCAGGAUGCAAAGUCUCGCUGUCGCGAGGCAAUGAAGGGCAGGGGCAUGGACCGGGAAGAGAUGAAGAAGAGGAGUGAAGAAAGAUUGUGCCUUGCAAAGGCGCGCAGCUACUGCUCAGCCUGCAAGCGAAAGGGGCACUGGCACCGAAUGUGCUAUAUGACUGCCGAUGUGGACAUUCCUGAAGAGACCUAUGGCGAGCGCGAGACUGUGGUCUUCAUGGCGGGCGAUGCUGGCGAUGGUGGCCAGCGUGCCGGGGGAGGUGAGAGACCCUGCGCGCUGGCCAUUGCAGACACAGCCUGCACGAAGACGGUGGCUGGGCAUCAAUGGUAUGAAGACUAUUGUCGUUGGGCAGAUGAUCGUGGGCUGCCCAUCGAGAUAGUCGAGGAGAAGGAUCAGUUCAAGUUUGGUGCAUCGAGAAUCCACCCUUCCAUGUUUGCGAUUUGGGCAAUUUUUGAAGUGGGUGGCAAGUUGAUCCGUGUGAAGGUAGCCAUAGUUCAGUGCAGGGUCCCACUUUUGUUUAGCCGCACAGUUCUUGCAAAGCUUGGCAUGGUUUAUCAUGUAGGAGCCCAAAGGGCAGAUUUGACACAUUUAGGGCUUUUUGAUUUAGAGAUGGCCGUGUCAGAAACUGGACACCCCGCUUUUGUGGUCACUGACAUUGGUGACAGGGCCAACUGCGGAUCUGAGUUCCUUUGGAGCGGCGAUCCGGAGGUCCAACUCUGUGACAGCUCUGUGGUCGAGCAAUACAUGGCUGAGCCGAUUCAUGCGGGGGACCAUGUCAACGGUGCCGACUUCACCAUAGCGCAUGAACAAGGCGGAGUUGACCCGCGAGCUGGAUGCAUUGCAGAUUCCCAUCCACCCGAGGUGGACUCUCCCAGAGCUCAGGCAGACGGUGAUCGAGCACCGCCAGCAGAGGACGGGGAAGAGGAGACGGCAAUCAAGGGCUUGGGGCGCAUGACACUGGACGAGCUCAAGGCCAAGUGCACGGAGCACAGUUUGAGAGUGCCGACGAAAGCCACACGAGGGCUCCUCAUCAAGAUGCUGCGUCAUGCCUCGCAGCCAAGUGGGGAUCAGGUGAUGAACUUCGGCAAGUACAAGUCAUGGAUGUACAAGGAGGUGCCGGUGGACUACCUCCGCUGGGCGGUCUGGGAGUCGGAGGCGAACGACACGGCGGGGGACGAUCUCUGCGAUCACUCCGGUCCCGAAGGUGGCGGUAUCUUCCGCGCCAUGCAGCAGCUGGUCGCGGGUGUCUUCAAGGGGAACUCCAAAGAGGGCAUCGUCCGAGGCGGAAUCGGGGGUGUCGGCAAUGGAUGCGGAGUUGCCGGAGGAGGCACAAGCGGAACUGCUGAGGCUGGAGACCGAGAUCGCGCUGGUGAAGCAGAAGUGCCUGACCCACAUGUGCAGUGCCAUGGUGCCAGCUAUGAGUCAUUUGGCGAUGGAGAGCUGAAUGGCAGCCCUCCUUGUUUGGGGUGGCCCAGCCAGGUCACAGUGGCACUGGGUGGAAAAAAGGGGUCGUUCCAAUGGGCAUAG
Molecule: messenger RNA, 2613 nt
Organism: Cladocopium goreaui
Lineage: Eukaryota; Dinophyceae; Suessiales; Symbiodiniaceae
Source: the annotation of a GenBank genome assembly